CCCCCUGGGGUUGGUGUGCAGCAUGAUUGUGGAGUGGGUAGCUGAGCCUAGCCAGUUGCAGUUCAGGUGAGUAUGCAGGUCAUGGUCACUCUGGGUUUUUUUUUUUUUUUAAAGGGGUCAUCUAGUCAUAAGAGAAAAUCCUUCGGGCUGUGACCGAAGCAACAAAGGCAAAAACACCGACGUUGGUUAUGAAGGGUGUGGUCUCCCUGGUGGAGUACGUGGGUGCGUUGGGAUGGGGAGUGGCUGGACAGACCGGUCUCACUCCAUUUGGUGCCACUCCAGCCGCCCGGGUUUCCGCGCCCUGCCGCGCUGCUCCGACGCCGCUUCCGGCGGGGAUGGGAGCGCGCAACGCGGAAGCGGGCGGCAGACCGGCCGCCGGGGCGAGGCGGGGGAGGGGCCGUGAGUGCCGCAGUCGGGCAGCCAUGGAGCCAAGCUUGCUGGCGGCGAGGCCGCGGCGACAAGGUAGCCACCCCCGCAGCAUGCCUCGACCGCGGUCCGCAGCUGCACCGCCUCUCCCCAACCCCCAAGGUGCGCUGGUCCCGGUCGCGCGCUCCGUCCUCCGCAUCCCAGGCGUGGUCCAUUAAGUCCCUGGCCGUGACCCACGCCCGGGGAGCUAGUCUCCGCCCUUCGCUCUUACGGAUCCCCUCGGAGUACGCCGCACCAUGCAGCUCAGGCUCUUCCGGCGCCUGCUUCUCGCCGCUCUGCUGCUGGUUAUCCUCUGGACCCUCUUCGGGCCUUCGGGGUUGGGGGAGGAGCUGCUGAGCCUCUCACUAGCCUCCCUGCUCCCAGCCCCCGCCUCACCGGGGCCGCCCCUGGCCCUGCCCCGCCUCUUGAUCCCCAACCAGGAAGCUUGCAGUGGUCCCGGGGCCCCUCCCUUCCUGCUCAUCCUGGUGUGCACGGCUCCGGAGAACCUGAACCAGAGAAACGCCAUUCGGGCCUCGUGGGGCGGGCUGCGCGAGGCCCGGGGGCUCAGGGUGCAGACGCUAUUCCUGCUGGGAGAGCCAAACACACAGCACCCCGUGUGGGGCUCCCAGGGCAAUGACCUGGCCUCGGAGUCAGCAGCCCAGGGGGAUAUCUUGCAGGCCGCCUUCCAGGACUCCUACCGCAACCUCACCCUAAAGACCCUCAGCGGGCUGAACUGGGCUGAGAAACACUGCCCUAUGGCCCGAUACGUCCUCAAGACGGACGAUGAUGUGUAUGUCAACGUCCCCGAACUGGUAUCAGAGCUGGUCUUGCGAGGGGGCCGUUGGGAGCAAUGGGAGAGAAGCACGGAACCCCAGAGAGAAGCUGAGCAGGAAGGAGGCCAGGUUUUGCACAGCGAGGAAGUGCCUCUUCUGUACCUGGGCCGGGUGCACUGGCGCGUGAACCCCUCUCGGACACCAGGGGGCAGGCACCGCGUAUCAGAGGAGCAGUGGCCUCACACCUGGGGCCCCUUUCCACCCUAUGCCUCAGGCACGGGGUAUGUGCUGUCAGCGUCUGCUGUGCAGCUCAUUCUCAAGGUGGCCAGCCGGGCACCCCCUCUCCCAUUAGAGGAUGUCUUUGUAGGGGUAAGUGCCCGACGAGGAGGCCUCGCCCCAACACAGUGUGUCAAGCUGGCUGGUGCCACCCACUACCCGCUAGACCGGUGCUGCUAUGGAAAAUUCCUGCUGACGUCCCACAGGCUGGACCCCUGGAAGAUGCAGGAAGCCUGGAAGCUGGUGGGUGGCUCUGACGGGGAAAGGACUGCGCCCUUUUGCUCCUGGUUCCAGGGAGUCCUGGGCAUCCUGCGGUGUCGAGCAAUAGCCUGGCUUCAGAGCUGAGAGUACCUGGGGCCACAGGAAAGGCAGGAACAGGACCUUCUCUCUCCCAGGCCCAACGCAGGGGCCCUCACUGGCUGCAGCUGAUCUGUUUCCUUAUACCAGAUCCUCAGUUUCACUAAAGACAGGGAUGUGGGAGACACCGAGGGGCCUGGCCCGCCAGCCCGAAGAUGGUCAUCAGGAAGAGAAAAAGCAAAAAAUGCUGCAGUUGUUCUCUCAAGCUAGGGCAGAAGAGGGGUGUCAAGCUCCUCAAUAAACUUGUCUUCACUUC
Symphalangus syndactylus (siamang) is the source of this 2067-nucleotide messenger RNA. RefSeq names its product beta-1,3-galactosyltransferase 4 (gene B3GALT4). Gene Ontology annotation, cellular component: Golgi membrane. Lineage: Eukaryota; Metazoa; Chordata; Mammalia; Primates; Hylobatidae. The record is from RefSeq and is a predicted model, not a curated record. Gene Ontology annotation, molecular function: hexosyltransferase activity. Gene Ontology annotation, biological process: protein O-linked glycosylation.